Messenger RNA from Drosophila takahashii, 776 nucleotides. RefSeq names its product trypsin-like. Gene Ontology annotation, biological process: proteolysis. The record is from RefSeq and is a predicted model, not a curated record. Gene Ontology annotation, molecular function: serine-type endopeptidase activity. NCBI's taxonomy places the organism in Eukaryota, Metazoa, Arthropoda, Insecta, Diptera, Drosophilidae.
AUGAAUCGUUUGCUUUUGAGUUUGGUGGCGCUGGUCGCCUUGAGUGCCUGCGUCCAAGGACAUCCGGACCUCGACUUCCCCUUCGGGCGGAUCGUCAAUGGAGUGGAAACGACAAUCGAGCAGCACCCCUACCAAGUGUCCAUCCAGACGAGAUCGAGCUCCCAUUUCUGCGGCGGAAGUUUGAUUAAUUCGGAUACCGUUGUGACCGCCGCCCACUGCAUGCAGAAAUAUACUGCCAGCGAGAUGCAGGUUCGUCUGGGAUCCACAACCAGGAACUCCGGCAGUGAGGUGGUCGCCGUGAGGGCCUUCAAGUUCCACGAGGGCUACAACAGCACGACCAAGAUCAAUGACGUAGCCAUCAUCAAGCUGAGCACUCCCGUUCGCCGGACCUCCCUGAUCCGGACUAUUGAAUUGGCUACUUCUGAUCCCGCCAGCGGAACCCCGGCUGUGGUCUCCGGCUGGGGCACCACCUGCUACCUUUGGUGCUCCUCCACAACAACCCUUCUGGAAGUGGAGGUGGAUAUUGUGAGUCAAAAGGACUGCGGCAGUAGCACCUAUAAUUACGGAGAAUCGAUCACUGCAACAAUGGUCUGUGCCAACGGCGAGAAGAAGGACGCCUGCCAGGGUGACUCGGGAGGUCCUCUGGUGGCCGACGGCAAGCUGGUCGGAAUCGUGUCCUGGGGCAACAGAUGCGCUCGGACCGGAUACCCAGGAGUCUAUGCCAGUGUUGCCGAGCUCAAACCAUGGAUCGAUGAGACCACUGCUUCGUUGUAGAU